Phalacrocorax carbo (great cormorant) is the source of this 2558-nucleotide messenger RNA. The record is from RefSeq and is a predicted model, not a curated record. Lineage: Eukaryota; Metazoa; Chordata; Aves; Suliformes; Phalacrocoracidae.
GGGGCCGGGCCCGCCCGGCCCGUGACCUUGGCGGGGAGGGGCGGGGGGACACCGGGACACCGGCGGGACGGGUCCGGGACACCGGCGGCGAGAUGCACGGAGCGGCCGGGAUGGGGCUGGGGCUGGGCCUGCGCCUGCUCCGCCGGGCCCCGCCGGGGCUCGGGGGGGCCCGGCUGCAGAGCACGCAUGAGGCUGAGGCCGUGCUGCACAAGACUGGAGCCCCGGUGGCAGCGGCGACGGUGGCUGCGGCCCCCCCUAAGGCCCAGCCCGUCAUGGAGCAGUCCAAGUCCUUCGCCGUGGGGAUGUUCCUGGGGCGGCUGAACACGGAGCAGGUCUUCCCGUACCCCUCAGCGCUGAGCGAGGAGCAGGAGCAGACGCUGCAGGAGCUGGUGGGACCCGUCACCCGCUUUUUUGAGGAGGUGAACAACCCGGCCCGUAACGACGCGCUGGAGCGGGUGGAGGAGGCGACGAUGCAGGGGCUGAAGGAGAUGGGGGCCUUCGGGCUGCAGGUGCCCCCCGAAAUGGGGGGGCUGGGGCUCUCCAACACCCAGUACGCCCGGCUGGUGGAGAUCGUGGGCCAGCACGACCUGGGGGUGGGCAUCACGCUGGGAGCCCACCAGUCCAUCGGCUUCAAGGGGCUGCUCCUCUACGGGACCCCCGCCCAGAAAAAGAAAUACCUGCCGCGCCUGGCCACCGGGGAGACGGUGGCGGCUUUUUGCCUGACGGAGCCGGGCAGCGGCUCGGACGCCGCCUCCAUCCGGACGCGGGCGCAGCCCAGCCCCUGCGGCACCUUCUACACCCUGGACGGCAGCAAGAUCUGGAUCAGCAACGGGGGCCUGGCCGAGAUCUUCACGGUGUUCGCCAAGACGCCGCUGCGGGACGAGGCGACGGGGGAGACGAAGGAGAAGAUGACGGCGUUCAUCGUGGAGCGCGGCUUCGGGGGGGUCACGCACGGUGCCCCCGAGAAGAAGAUGGGGAUCCGGGCGUCGAACACGGCGGAGGUUCACUUCGAGGGGGUGCGGGUCCCCGCCGAGAACGUCCUGGGGGCGCCCGGGGGGGGCUUCAAGGUGGCCAUGAACAUCCUCAACAACGGGCGCUUCGGGAUGGCCGCCGCCAUGGCCGGCACCAUGCGGGGGGUCCUGGCCAAGGCCGUGGAACACGCCGCCACCCGCACCCAGUUUGGGGACAAGAUCCACAAUUUCGGGGCCAUCCAGGAGAAGCUGGCGCGGAUGGCGCUGCUGCAGUACGUCACCGAGUCCAUGGCGUACAUGAUCAGCGCCAACAUGGACCAGGGAGCCACCGACUUCCAGAUCGAGGCCGCCAUCAGCAAGAUUUUCGGCUCGGAGGCGGCCUGGGCCGUGACAGACGAGUGCAUCCAGGUGAUGGGAGGGAUGGGCUUCAUGCAGGAGGCCGGCGUCGAGCGGGUGAUGCGGGACCUGCGCAUCUUCCGCAUCUUCGAGGGCACCAACGACAUCCUGCGCCUCUUCGUCGCCCUCAACGGCUUCCAGACUUUGGGGGUGCAGCUCCGGGGCCUGCAGAAAGCCCUGAAGAACCCCCUGGGCAACAUGGGGGUCCUGGCUGGAGAGGUCACCCGCCGCCUCCGCAGGAACGUGGGGCUGGGCUCGGGGCUCUCCCUGCGGGACCACGUGCACCCCGACUUGCAGGAGAGCGCCCAGAAGACCCUGCAGUGCUUGGAGCUCUUCGCUCAGACGGCCGACGCGCUGCUGCUGAAGCACGGCAAGAAGAUUGUGGACGAACAGUUCGUGCUGAAGCGCGUGGCCGACAGCGCCAUCGACAUCUACGCCAUGGCCGUCGUCCUCUCCAGGGCGUCGCGGGCCCUGGCCAUGGGGCACCCCACGGCGCAGCACGAGCGGCUCCUCUGUGACACCUGGUGCCAGGAGGCCCACCAGCGGGUGUUGGCGACGCUGCGACCCCUCCCCACCGAGAGCUUCCGCAACCUGCGGGCCAUCGCCCGGGCGGUGGUGGAGAGCGGGGGGGUCGCCGCCCCCACCCCCCUCGGCUUCUGACCCCCCCCCCAAGUGGAGCUGCACCCCCAACCCCGCUCUGGACCCCCAACCCUGCUCUGGACCCCCAACCCCACUCUGGACCCCCCCAGUCUCCUCCUCAAUGCCCCCAACUCACCCCCAGACCCCCCCAACUUGACCCUGGACCCCCCCAAAUGGACCUGGACCCCCAAAGCUGAGCCCCCCGCCCAAUUCCCCCCUCCCAUCCCCCCCCGCCGCAAUGCCUUAACCCUGCCCCCCCCCCCCGGGCAGGCCAUCUCUUCUCAGCCCCCCAUUUUGGGGGAGGCGCAGCUUUGCUCCCCCUUGGGUGGGGGGGAGCAGCAACACUCCUUGGGGGGGGGGGGCUUUGGCCCCCCCCCCCCCAGAUCCAGGAUGGGAGUUUGGGGUGCCUUAAGGAAAGGCUGUUUUGAGGGUCCCCCCCUGGUGGUGGCAGUUUUGGAAGCCCCCCCCGGGGGGUUUGGGGACCCCCAGCGCCCCCCUCCCCUCCCUGGGGGGGGGGCUGAGUAGCCGGGGGGGCCCCCACAUGUUGUGGGG